GGCAUUCAGCCGGACCUUACCACUUACAAUUCCUUGAUUCAAUGCCUAUGCAAUUUUGGCCAGUGGAAAGAGGCUACUACUCUAUUGAACGAGAUGUCACAGAGGAAGAUCAUGCCAAGUGUGAGGACCUUCAACAUAUUGGUAGACACAUUUUGCAAAGAGGGGAUGUUGAAAGAGGCGAAGAUUAUUUUUGAUAAGAUGAUUCAAAAAGGUAUUAAGCCUAACGUAGUCUCUUAUAAUACUUUGAUUGAUGGAUACUGUUUGCAAAAUAAAUUGAAGGAUGCCAUUGAAGCAUUGAAUAUGAUGGUUAAGAGGGAUUGUUCACCUGAUGUUGUUAGCUAUAACACAUUAGUUAAUGGAUUUUGUAAAGAGAAAAGAAUUGAUGAGACAAUGAAUCUCUUUCAUGAAAUGUCCAACAAGGGAGUAACUCCAGAUGUUGUGACUUACAACACUCUUAUAGGUGGGUUUUGUCGAGUGGAGAGACGCAAGGCUGCUCUAGAGCUAUUCCAUAAGAUGCAGGCUUGUGGCCAACCUCCAGAUCCCCGAACUUAUGUUGUCUUGUUGAACGGCCUGUGUAAGAAUGGACAAGUUGUUGAGGCAAUAAAAGUGUUUCUUGAGAUGGAAGACAAAAUGUUGUGCAACAAUAUUGUGAUUUACAACAUUUUGAUUGACGGUUUGUGUAAUGUCGAGAAUCUUAAAGUUGCAAGAGAACUCUUUUAUAGUCUGCCUGCGAAAGGAUUACAACCCGAUGUUCGAACUUACACCAUAAUGCUCAAAGGGCUUUGCAAAGAGAGACUAAUAGAUGAAGCGAGUGAGCUACUUGAGAAAAUGGAUGGGAACGUUUGUACCCCUAACGAUUGCACAUAUAACACAAUCAUCCAAGGGUUAUUGCAAUGGAAUGAGACAUCAAAGGCAAUAAAAUAUCUCAAAAUAAUGGUUGACAAGGGUUUUUCAGCAAAUGCGACGGUUGCAACCAUGUUGUUUGACUUACUGUCAUCUAAUCAAGUAGAUAAGAACAUUCAAGAAUUGCUUCAUAAGUUUGUGUGAAGGUUUUUUAACUUCUCCAGAUCAUGGACAAGCUUCAUAUUUUUACCCAUCGCUGGUCAAUCUGCUGUGAUGCUGAAUGAGAGAAUCAAGAGCCUAGAUGCUCUCCAGAAUGUUUUGAGGAAGGCAGAGGAUUACCUAUAUGC
Quercus lobata is the source of this 1190-nucleotide messenger RNA. Its product is annotated as putative pentatricopeptide repeat-containing protein At1g12700, mitochondrial. Gene Ontology annotation, molecular function: mRNA binding; protein binding. The transcript is spliced from 2 exons. Bases 94 to 1047 code for a protein of 317 amino acids. NCBI's taxonomy places the organism in Eukaryota, Viridiplantae, Streptophyta, Magnoliopsida, Fagales, Fagaceae. Gene Ontology annotation, biological process: RNA processing; mitochondrion organization. The record is from RefSeq and is a predicted model, not a curated record. Gene Ontology annotation, cellular component: mitochondrion.